AAAUAUUGAAGAAAUAGGUAAAGGUGGUUUUUCUGUAGUGUAUAAAACAUCAUAUGAAACGUCCUUUGGAGUGGAUGAAGAAGUUGCAAUCAAGAUAAUAAAAGAUUCGCAUAAAAAUAAACAACAUUUUUUAAAUGAGGUAAUUUAUUUUUACGUGUAA
This is a messenger RNA of Cetraspora pellucida, 160 nucleotides long. The record is from the annotation of a GenBank genome assembly. Lineage: Eukaryota; Fungi; Glomeromycota; Glomeromycetes; Diversisporales; Gigasporaceae.